Megalobrama amblycephala (Wuchang bream) is the source of this 1746-nucleotide messenger RNA. Its product is annotated as titin-like. Lineage: Eukaryota; Metazoa; Chordata; Actinopteri; Cypriniformes; Xenocyprididae. The record is from RefSeq and is a predicted model, not a curated record. Bases 208 to 1320 code for a protein of 370 amino acids. Gene Ontology annotation, cellular component: B cell receptor complex; external side of plasma membrane. The transcript has 7 exons. Gene Ontology annotation, biological process: B cell differentiation; B cell receptor signaling pathway.
AUAUUGAGAACAAUAAAAAGUGUAGUUGGUAAAUGUUAUAACUGUGGACUGGCACACUUUGAUCAGAAGAUAGAAGAGAAAGAGGGGGGGAGUUCACACCUUUGGCACACAGAUACAGACAGUCCAGGAAGUUAUAACUUUGCGUUUUAAUGUGAGCGGGUGUGUCGGCGCUUUUGUUAGCUUGCAUUUGUGAUCAAAUGUUUAGAAAUGAAGUUUUCCUGCCCUCUCAUCUGUGGUCUUGUUUUGUCCUGCAUUUGCUUCAAAGUCACAAGUUCAAGUUCUGAGCUGACUGUGAAUCAGAGCCCGUCCAACAUCACUGUGAAUGAGGGAGAUUCUGCUCAAAUCACCUGCUGCUGGAAUGAAACUGGAUAUAGAGUUAAAGUUGCUUGGUACAUCAGUGAGACAAAACUUUCAGGAGUAAACGAGCAACGCCAAGAGAAUCAAACACAGAACUGUUCAACGCUCCACCUCACAAACAUACUUAAAAAUGAUACUGGUCAUUAUGUUUGUGUAGUGACUCAAGACAUACCAGUCCUGGUUCAGGUGGAAGGCCCUGGAACAGAUCUAUCUGUCAAUGUCAGACAACUACAAAAGACGACUGUUUCCAACCCACCUACAAUGGUCCAGGUUCCCACCAGACUCCCAGCAGCCAUCACAGGUUCAAGUAAGGAGCUGACUGUGAAUCAGAGCCCGUCCAACAUCACUGUAAAUGAGGGAAAUUCUGCUCAAAUCACCUGCUGCUGGAAUAAAAUCGGAGUUAAAGCUAAAGUUGCUUGGUACAUCAAUGAGACAAAACUUUCAGAAGUAAACGAGCAAUGGCAAGAGCAUCAAACACAGAACUGUUCAACGCUCCACCUCACAAACAUACUUAAAAAUGAUACUGGUCAUUAUGUUUGUAAAGUGACUCAAGACAUACCAGUCCUGGUUCAGGGGAAAGGAAAUGGAACAGAUCUAUCUGUUAGUGUCAGACAACUAGAAAAUACAACAACUGAAGUUUCUUCCUCGACUCAAACAACCCAGACUACACACCAUACAUCCACACCCCCACAAACAGACCUUACCCUGUAUUUGUCCCUGGCCGCUGCCAUCAGCCUGGUGACCCUCUGCUUGGCCUUAAGCGUGUGCAAGAUGAGGAGCUCCUGUAAAAAAACAGAACGAGUGGUCAUUCACCAGACGCCACACAGCGAGGGUGAGGAGCAUGAGCACAUGGAGGAGGAGGACGGCAGCACAGGCUCAUCUCGAGGAUCCCUCCAAUGGUAUCAAGUACCAGUUUACUGGUCUUACUUUGAUCUACAGAGAGGCGAAGAAGAAGACAAAUGAAAGGAAAGACAAGCGUGAUGCUCUGUUCAUUGGACUGUAUUUUGCAUUGUUCUUUCUUUUGUGAGAGUGUUUUUGUAAAUAGAAUCUGUGGAAACCAUCUGAGCUCUUGACUGUGGUUUCAGAUAUUAAUCUCUGUUUGUAGCAGCUCCACUGAUUGAUCGUUUUGUUCUUAUUUUAAUUUUGUUGUCUUUUUAGUCGUCUAAAAAAAAGUUCCAACCUGGCAUGGAAAACUACUUGGAUACAUUCAUGCCCAAAUUCAAACAUGUAUAAAAGUAGUACAUACUGCCUGCAGCCCUGCACCUGAAGUCUAACCGUGAAGAUUUACACUGUACAGAUGUCUGCCAUACCUUUCAGCCUUCUUAGAAAUGUUGACACUUUCAUACUGUGGUUUCUUUUGCCAUUUACAAUAAAAGUGUGUGAAAACCA